This is a messenger RNA of Paramecium octaurelia, 1499 nucleotides long. The record is from the annotation of a GenBank genome assembly. NCBI's taxonomy places the organism in Eukaryota, Ciliophora, Oligohymenophorea, Peniculida, Parameciidae.
AUAAAAGAUGAUAAAGUUUGCUUCUUAGAACAAAUUUGUAUUUAUGCUACUCAUAUUUACAUUGUAAAUUUGCUCUUCAAAUGGAAUCCAACAUUUGAGGGGUCAUAUCGAUAGUAAUGAAAUUAAUUUAUUAAAGCAAUCAAUAACAAGCAUUUGACUUCGAUCAGUCAUAGUAGUGGCAGUCCCUUUACGGCAAUUACUUUUGGGGGAUUGUUUAUUAUUGGUGCCUUUUGUAUGCUUUGGUACAAUGAAAGAAGGUAACAUUUUAUAACAUAACAACCUCAAGAUAGGCGAUAACGGAGUAUAGAAUAAACCAGGCUUAUAAGGAAUGCACAUCAGUUGAUUCAGCUGAAAUCAAUCCAAACACCAAUAAUAAAUUAAUUCACACAAAUGGUAGUGAAAUAUGUUAAUUAUCCUUAGGCAAUAGUCAUACCAAUUAACUAAUAGUUGAUGAGAUCUUUGGGCUCUAAUUAAAAGAUUGCGUGAAAUUAAUCAGAAGUGUUGAAAUGUUUCAAUGGGUUAGGAGAUCAAGAUAAGAAAAUAAUCGAACCAUUUAUUAUUACGAAUAAAUUUGGAGUUCAACUUUCCAUGCAGAUGUGGGAGAUGGGUACUUCAAUGAUUAAUCGAAAUGGAUUGUAUAAGCUGAAGAUAAAAUUAAUGAAAAUGUCUAUGUUGGAGCCUACUUAAUAACAAAAUCUUUGGCUGAACAAACAGAUGCAAAUGAAAUUAUUAAUUUAACUUCUGAGCAUGCCUAAAACGUUGCUAAAUAUUUUGCUAAUUAAAGAAUAUUUUAACAUUUGUAAUUGUUAAUACAAUAAUAUUAGUGAUGCUUAAGGAAAGGAAAUGUAUUUUUAAUAAGAAAAAGGUAGACUUCUCAACAAUGAUCUUAGAGUAUCUUUUAGAACUGCAAGAAUAGGUCCAACAACUGUAGUGUCAUAAUAAUAAAACAACACUUUCACUCCUUAUAUUAUUCAUGAUAAAUAUGAUUAAACAUUAAAUUAGGAUGGCGAAAAUCUUGAAAAUUCUAAUCCUUUGGGAAUAUUAUCGUGCUGUUGUUGCUGUUGCUUAUGUUGUUGUCAACUUUGCAAAGCCAUAGAAUAACCUUUAUCAGAAUUGAAUUUACUCUAUUAAGUUGUCCUAACAUAAUAAUAAGUCUUUAAGAAAUUGGCUGAAGAAUAUGCUUGUCUAACUCUCUGUUAAAGAGUCACUGGAUACAUCUUAAUGGUAAAUAGCAAUAUUAUUUUUAGGGAUUUGGUUUCUACUUAAUAUUCUAUCCUGUAACAUGGGUUGUAUCUUUGGUUCCUUUGAUUGGUGACUUUUUAGCUGCAAUUACAGGAUUUGCUUUUUUUUUGGUAAGUUUCUUAAUUUCUAUUCCAUUUUCUAUUCUAACAAUUGCAUUUGCAUGGCUUUUCUAUCAUCCAAAGUAUGGAAUUGCACUAAUAGCAUUAUCUGGCUUAAUUGGAACUGGGAUCUAUUUUUAUUUAAAAAGUCAAUAAUGA